This is a messenger RNA of Microdochium trichocladiopsis, 1112 nucleotides long. RefSeq lists its product as uncharacterized. Lineage: Eukaryota; Fungi; Ascomycota; Sordariomycetes; Xylariales; Microdochiaceae. Bases 286 to 858 code for a protein of 190 amino acids. The record is from RefSeq and is a predicted model, not a curated record. The transcript is spliced from 2 exons.
CCUCAUUCAUCGACCUUCAAGUCAAUUGUGCCACGGAGUGCGUCUUGUUCAGAAUCUACACGUGGUGUUUUGAACAAGAAACUUGGCAAUAUUUGGCGCUCCUCUCAUUCAUUACAUACCAACAAAACGGUCAACCGCCUGCCGAACAUCAGUCAUAGGGUGGGGCACCAGAGAGAAGCAUUAUGGAACAACCCGUAAACAUUUCCCACCAGAAACACGUCAUCUUUCUCCGGAUCGUACCACGCGCGGAACGAGCCAUCAUCAGAGAAAAGAACGUGGUACAUUAUGUUAUUUCUACUGUGCUACAUCUGUUCGCGUCCCCCCCCUCUCCAAGAACUUGGCUGUGGUGUGGUUUCGCUUUACUUUGCUUUGCUUCGCCCUUUCGCUUCGACUUUCCUCGGCCCCGGCCUCCAGCAGCAGCACCACCACCACCACCAGCAUGAACGAACCCUGGUUUCCUUCUCUGUUCUGGGGGAGGGGACAGACAACCUUUUGUGUGUGUGUGUGUGUGUGUGUAGACUCUCUUUCCCCACGUCUCUUUGCUUUUCCUCCCCGGGGAACUCUCCUCGUCCGGUUGGCUGGGGUCAUCAUUUUUUGUGCGGCUUAUUGGAACUCCCCCCAUCCUUUUUUUUUUUUUCGUUCUUUUCUUUCUUUGCUUCUCGCUUCCUUUUAUUCCCUUACCUUCCCUUCCCUUCCCCAGUCAGCCAGCCAGCCACGGAAUCCCUGCCACAUCCCUCCCCCCCACACACGCACGGACACGUACUGGCACUGGCCUUGGCCUCCUGGCUCUGGUUGUGUCUGCGGCUGCGCUUCGACAUUUCAAAACAAACUUUGAUGCGGGGAGGCCAGCUCUCAUGAGCGAACAUAUCAUGUAAUACCCUAGGGUCUCAAUGGAUGGCAUCAAGUGCGUCACUGGUUCAAAAGAUAAAUUCAAAAAGUGAGGCAACAUUUAUGUAAUACUUUGGGUUAUGGAGGAGAGAUCUAUUUCCGCCGAUGAGGGUUGUCUUAAAAACAAAAAGAGGUCUAUGUAAGCCGCCUGCUGGGAUCACACAAUCCCAAUGCCGCACGUGUGCCCACGUUGGACGGGCGGAGCCCGUGCGCCAUCAACCGGG